AUGUCGUCAGAUAUACUUGCAUCACUCAAAACCAAGAGAAAAAAUGAACUCAAAGAACUCGCAAUUGAAUAUGGCCUAAGUGUUAAGGGUCUUAGAAUCGAUAUAGAAAAUCGGAUAAGAGAAUAUUUAUUAGAACGACAAAAAGACAUUGAAGAAAAUUCGGAAGAGGAUGAGGAAGAUUCUUCAGAACCUCCCUCACCAGUCCGGUCUCCGCGUAAAAAAUCUAGAUCUCCUAAUAAAAGAUCGAGGUCUUCAAGCAAAAAACGUAACUUGAAUGGCGAUAGCAUGUCUCAACCUUUUAUAUUAAUUAGUCGUUCAGAAGGAUAUUCAUCAGAGCCAUUAGAUAACCCGAAGUUACCCGAGCAGGAAGUUCAAGAAGAGGAAGUUCCAGAAGAGGGUGAAUUACCCGCAAGCACGCCUUUUAAUGGUGGCUCUCACUCCAGUCGAAGUAUUGAAGACCCCAAUGUGAAUUCUUUCGCAAGAACACUCAGUUUUGAGGCAAUUAACGAUGGAGUGAUUGAACUUAGACGUUACGUGACAAAUACUCGAACAUUCGUGAUAGCGUCUAUAACAUUACAAAUUGCUGUUUUCUUAUACGUUUCAAUUGAAUGGACAAAGUUUGCCACUGUUCCCAUUGGACUUUUUUCGACUGAAACACGAGAAUACUCGAUCAAUCUUCUAGGUCCAGAUUUGACAAUCCUCGGGGAAUGGCAUCGAUUUUGGCGUCCAUUAUUGGUAUACUGGGGAUACCUUGUGUUAUUACCAUUAGUAUUUGCCUACGUAUUUAAUUUCGAGCCUCAUCGUCAUACUGCCAGUCCGCUCGCUUUUUCCGUAGCUCAGUAUUGUAUUCUAUUCAUAUCGGCUGGUAAUUUGGACUGGGCGGAGGAUGUUCGUGAUUUCAUUCCUGAAACUAUCAUAUACAGUGGUGCUGGGGCGUCUGUUAUAUUUGCAUUUUAUGAAGGAUUGUUGGCAAAUACGAGUGUACAGAUCUGA
Messenger RNA from Ambispora leptoticha, 993 nucleotides. Lineage: Eukaryota; Fungi; Glomeromycota; Glomeromycetes; Archaeosporales; Ambisporaceae. The record is from the annotation of a GenBank genome assembly.